ACUUAUCGUACAAACUCAUUCUCCGCAUCUCUGCUCCCCAUUCGUACAAUGGACGCCGUCGUGGAGAAAAGAGAGGUCCGUCUGAAAAUUCAAGAUGUGGACAUUCCUGACAUUCAUUUCGGACACUAUUUCCGAUCUGCCUGCCACGAAUUCCAGGACCGGACAGCACUGAUCGACGGGACCACGGACGACCGCUGGAGUUAUGCACAACUUCUCGAGCUUUCGUCCCGAGUGGCAGCGGGUCUCCAAAAGUUGGCCUUUGAGCCGGGUCAGAUGGCCGGCCUGCACUGCGACGUCACUCCGGACAUGGUGUUUGCCUUCUACGGGGCUGUCCUGGCUGGCGGCAGUGUGAUUCUCGCAAGGUCAAAACUUACGAAAAGAGAACUUGGCUAUCAGUUUGGAGACGCCUGCCCCAGUCUUGUAUUUUGUGACGAAGCUAAUGCCGACAAGGUAAAGGCAGUCUGCGAAACCUUGCCAUGUGUGAAGACGUUGGUGGUCUUCGGCACGCGAGAAAACAUGGUACCCUUCGCGGCACUCAAGGCCACGCCCCUGCGCGAGCUUCGACCGGUGCCCAGCGCGGGUCCAGAUCAGCUUGUGGCGCUGAUCUACUCCAGUGGCACAACUGGACUUCCGAAAGGCGUUAUGCUUUCCAGCAAAAAUCUCAUAGCGAAUGUCUGCAUCGCAAGUGACCCUAGGAUUCGUUCAUUUGGCAAGGACGACAUUAUCUUGGGAACUUCACCCCUGACCCAUGUAUCAGGACUCUCCAUGUUCAACAUCACGUUUGGUAGCGGAGCUUGUGUUGUCCUGAUUCCGGGAUCCGAGCCUACCAAUACUCUACCAGCCGUCGAUAAAUACAAGGCAACUUUGCUGUUUCAGUUUCCGACGUACAUCCAAAAGCUGGUGCAGAGUCCGCUUUUGGAGAAGUACGACGUGAGCAGUCUUCGUAUUCUCUACUUCGGCGGUAGUUCAAUGCCAUCUGUUGUCGCGCGCGCAGUAAGAUCCAAGCUAGGCACCACAUCCCUUAAGCAAGCGUAUGGACUGACCGAAGUCUCUGGGACGAUAGCACUCACUCCACCCCACUGCGAAGACACCGAAAGUAUCGGGAGACCUCUCCCCAUGACGCGGAUGAUAGUGGUGGACGUGAACACGGGCAUGAAGCUUGGACCCCGUGAGCACGGAGAGAUUCGCGUAAAAGGACCGACCUGCGUGAGCGGAUACUUCAAAAAUCCAGAAGCCACCGCCAAGCUGUAUGACUCGGAAGGGUUUCUUCUCACGGGAGACGUCGGUUAUUACACCGAAAACGGAAUGUUCUACGUCGUGGACCGCAUGAAAGAGAUGAUCAAGUGCAUGGACCAGCAGGUGGCACCUGCUGAGCUGGAGGACCUCCUCCUCAAGCACGAAGACGUCAAGGAAGUCUCCGUGGCCGGCAUUCCUCACCCGGAGCAUGGCGAAGCAGCGCGGGCCUUCGUCGUUCUCUUCAACGGUUCUUCCGGGGACGAGACCCUCAAAACGAGGCUUCUCAAGCUUGUUGCGGACGAAUCUUCUCCCCACAAGCACUUGCACGGAGGGCUGGAAUUUGUGCCCAGCAUCCCCAAGUCGGACACCGGCAAGAACCUCAGGAGAGCCUUGAGGGACGCCUUUGUGAAAAAUUCCGUUCAAGAAUGAAUCUGACAGUUCAAUCACCUAUUGCAUGAAAGACACUUAUAAAACAUUUCACUCGUGUCGCUCUCACGAUAGUGUACGGUGAGAAAUCGUUACAGGCCUCUAGCAUGAAAAUAAUUGGUCGUUUUCAUCGGUUCAGUUUUCUAAACCAUAGCGUGUUUAUAUCAUGAUCAUUAGCAUCGUAUACGUUAGUGACUCACGUAUGCAGCUGUAUGUGUUCUUCUGCUUAAUAAAUAAUGGAUUAAUUAA
Molecule: messenger RNA, 1911 nt
Organism: Ixodes scapularis (black-legged tick)
Lineage: Eukaryota; Metazoa; Arthropoda; Arachnida; Ixodida; Ixodidae
Product: probable 4-coumarate--CoA ligase 1
Exons: 10
Coding region: 49-1665 (538 amino acids)
Molecular function (GO): CoA-ligase activity
Source: RefSeq, a predicted model, not a curated record